Pecten maximus is the source of this 1086-nucleotide messenger RNA. RefSeq lists its product as uncharacterized. The record is from RefSeq and is a predicted model, not a curated record. The transcript has 2 exons. NCBI's taxonomy places the organism in Eukaryota, Metazoa, Mollusca, Bivalvia, Pectinida, Pectinidae. Bases 24 to 857 code for a protein of 277 amino acids.
GGAUCAGAUUUGAACACCUAAACAUGGCGGAGAUGGUGUCGUCCGUUUUCCGUUUGAUUCUGUUGUUUUUUGUAAUCCAAAAUGCCUAUGGUUUCCCUACUAUGGGCAAUGGAGCAAACAGUCCAACCGCAUUUUAUUGUUUUGUUAUGCCGGAUAUGACGUGGCAAUGUAAAUGCCCGGAAGCAGCCAGAGUUUACGUAAUGUACCAGUAUCCAACGUUUGCUCUUGUGUGUAACGGGUAUAAUCAGCUCGAAUUUCUGACCCGAGCAGGACCAAACCGGGGCGAUGCAAUACCCUUAUCGCCGAUUAACACCUAUGGUUUUCAACAUAAACAUGCUGUCCAAAUCGCUCAUCCAUUGAACUCUUGGGCAGAUUCGGAUGGAUAUGAUAAAACGGACUCCACACCAACGUCAUCAUCUUCUUCUAGCACUCCGAAUACGACGCCGCCAACGCCCCUUGCAGAACCUUACGCUUCCGGUGUUGCUGAAACGUCCGAUAAUUCCGCAUCCUCUUCCGGUUAUCAUAGACAUUAUGUUGCUUCUUCGUUAGAAUCAAACAUUGAAAAGUCAUCGACGCCUCUUUGGAGUAGUUCAACAACAUCGACGACGGAGAAGCCAAAGCCAAAGAUACAACCAAUUCCGAAAAAAACUCCCAUAACAAAAGUUCCCAAUUACCCGGUUACGAAACCAGAGCUGAAAGAAGAGCCUCGAUCUGAUAGUAAUAGUGAACCAGACGAAAACGAGGAUAAGGGAUGUACGUACCUGGGAAGGCACCUGAAGAAAGGCCAGUCCUUUAAGCCGCCCUGGGGUUGCGCUCUGUAUUGUAACGGAAACAACAGUCUGUUCCGGAAGUGCUGAUGUUUUCCGGAAGUACUUAAAGCUUUGAAAUAGUUAUGAAAGGAAAGUAUAACCUUUGUGAAAAGGAUCAUUUGGUAAAUGAACAAAGUUGGAAUUUCUUAUUACUUACAUAGCAGUCAUGAAGCUUGCCUGCUUUGAAAACGAAAAAAAAAUAUUAGAAUCUGAGAUUUGGAUAAAUAUAAGUAUUUUUGCGUGUGAUAUGUUUAGAUGGAGUGUGAUGAAAAUAAAA